GCCUUCCCCGCGGGCGGACGCGGCAGCGCCUCUGCCUCGCUUUUUCUUAUUUUUUUCCCCCUUUCCCCUUUCUUUUUUUUUUUUUUUUCCCCUCCCCCCCUUUCACCAUUUCCCCUCUGAGGCGCUUUCCCCGGGCAGGGGCAGAGCCGGUCUCACCCCCCGCCUCUCCCCGGCCCCCGCCGCCCUAUGGCGAGAGGGAGCCCCCUCCCCACCCGGGCUCGAGCGGCCGCGGCCUCAGGCCGGGGGUCAUCAUGGAACUAAUUCGCUGACGAACCCAGAGGCCGCAGCCGUGCGUCCCGCUCGAGCGCUAGCGCCCGCGUCCCCCGGCUCGCUUCCGCCUCUUCUCCCUCCUCAGUCGGCUCCGUCGUCCCGCGCGCACCGCCGCCGCGCGUCGAGGAGAAUGAGGUGGUAACGGGCCCCCGGAUGACCCCACGUCACCAUUGUGAGGCCUACAGCUCUGCCGGGGAGGAGGAGGAGGAGGAAGAGGAGGAGAAGAAUGUUUCUCCAUCCCAGAGAGAUGAAGUAAUUCAAUGGCUGGCCAAACUCAAGUACCAAUUCAACCUUUACCCAGAAACAUUUGCUCUGGCUAGCAGUCUUUUGGACAGGUUUUUAGCUACUGUAAAGGCUCAUCCAAAAUACUUGAGUUGUAUUGCCAUCAGCUGUUUUUUCCUAGCUGCCAAGACUGUUGAGGAAGAUGAGAGAAUUCCAGUACUGAAAGUAUUGGCAAGAGACAGUUUCUGUGGAUGUUCCUCAUCUGAAAUUUUGAGAAUGGAGAGAAUUAUUCUGGAUAAGUUGAAUUGGGAUCUUCACACAGCCACACCAUUGGAUUUUCUUCAUAUUUUCCAUGCCAUUGCAGUGUCAACUAGGCCUCAGUUACUUUUCAGUUUGCCCAAAUUGAGCCCAUCUCAACAUUUGGCAGUCCUUACCAAGCAACUACUUCACUGUAUGGCCUGCAACCAACUUCUGCAAUUCAGAGGAUCCAUGCUUGCUCUAGCCAUGGUUAGUCUGGAAAUGGAGAAACUCAUUCCUGAUUGGCUUUCUCUUACAAUUGAACUACUUCAGAAAGCAGGCCCAGACUUCUCCAAGGACAACAGCAAGCCAGAAGUGCCAGUCAGAGGUACAGCAGCCUUUUACCAUCAUCUCCCAGCUGCCAAUGGGUGCAUGCAGAUCUCUGCUAAACGCAAAGUUGAGGAAAUGGAAGUGGAUGACUUCUAUGAUGGAAUCAAACGGCUCUAUAAUGAAGAUAAUGUUUCAGAAAAUGUGGGUUCUGUGUGUGGCACUGAUAUAUCAAGACAGGAGGGACAUGCUUCUCCUUGUCCACCUUUGCAGCCUGUUUCUGUCAUGUAGUUUCAACAAGAGUUACGUUUGAGUGUAAACUAAGACACUCUGGGAAUGAGAACGUGGGAAAUGAGGAAAGGCUGUAGAAGGAAAUAUACCUUAACAGGCUGAUUUGGAGUAAGCCAGAAAAAAAAAAAAAAAACAAAAAACAAAAAAACCUCUCAUUAUUUGUGUGGCUAAUUAUAAUUCAACAUUAUUUAAGCACAUAAAGACCAAAAAAAAAAAAAAAAUUCCAAAAGAUCCACACGUUUUUUUAAACUUAAAAAAUCACUUAGUAGUAUGUCAGUUGCACUUUUUUUCUGCCAUAAUGUAACGUAGCUUGCCCCGUCAAAAAUUCAGUUAAAAUUCAUAGCCAGCAAACCUGUUCCCCCUCAGCAUCCUGAUUUAAUCUUCCCAUUGCUUUUGCUUGCUUCUCCAUCUAAUAGUUAGUGACCUUUAUGCAUGGUGAUCUGUAUUCUGAUUUUCACUGAAUAGGAAACCCCAAAAUUAUUUUUUAGCAAUUGAAUGAACAAAUUAUUUUGGUGUGACAGCCAUGAUUCAAGUUCCAAUUAGUUUGAAAAGGGUACUUUGGAAUUGUCCCAUAUUAAUAAGAGAGAGCAACAGAAAAAGAUCACAUAUUACCAAACUGACUCAUUUCAAAUUUUAAUUUAAAAUUAUGGUUUUCAUUUUUGUUUACCUUAAAGUGAUGCUUAAAAGUUGCAUGUAAUUCAAACACUUAGAUUUGUUGAAAGCAUUUUUGAUAUUUGUAUAAAAGAUUUGCGAUAAAGUUAAUACAUCCUGGUGCUCACCAAAGAAACAUGUAUGUAACAACUGAAAUUAGAUUUUUGUAACUGAUUAGUUUUCACUCAUUUAUAAUCAGUAUGAGAGACUGUCUAGAUGUUGGGGCAGCGCUGUGAUUUGAGUCUGUAACAUGUCAUAACUAAAUUAGGUACCCUGGUUUUAUGUUAAGCUGUUAGAACUUACUCCCCCUACCUCCCCAGCCUACCUAUAUCUCUUAAUGACUUCUGGAUCCUGAGCUCCCUUUGCAGUCUGAAAAAGGUAUUGCAGUCAGAACUGUGUACUGAUGAUAAAAGCCUCUGGUAGCAAUAAAAAGUUGUCCUUAAAAAAAA
Molecule: messenger RNA, 2447 nt
Organism: Saimiri boliviensis boliviensis (Bolivian squirrel monkey)
Lineage: Eukaryota; Metazoa; Chordata; Mammalia; Primates; Cebidae
Source: RefSeq, a predicted model, not a curated record